AUGUCCACCCCUGACCCACCUAUGGGCGGGACCCCUCGGCCGGGCCCUUCCCCAGGCCCUGGGCCGUCUCCAGGGGCCAUGUUAGGGCCUAGUCCUGGACCCUCACCUGGCUCUGCUCAUGGCAUGAUGGGCCCCAGCCCUGGGCCCCCCUCCUCAGGACACCCGCUACCUCCACAGGGUCCCUCAGGUUACCCCCAGGACAACAUGCACCAGAUGCACAAGCCCAUGGAAGGCAUGCAUGAGAAAGGCAUUCCUGAAGAUCAGCGCUACGCUCAAAUGAAGAGUAUGGGCAUGAGACAGGGUGGCCACAGUGGCAUGGGACCUCCACCCAGUCCUAUGGACCAACACUCUCAAGGUUACCCCUCUCCUCUGGGUGGUUCUGAACAUGCCCCCAGUCCGGUACCUGCUAACGGCCCUCCGUCUGGUCCCAUGAUGCCCUCUGGUCCUGGUGCCAUGGAGGCCGGUGACCCGCAGGUCAUGGGUCAGCAGAACCGGAGCGGAGGUGUUGCUGGUUCGGGACCCAGCGGAGGACCUCCUAAUGCAGGUGGGCCUGGUGUCACUGGCGGACCCACUCCUUUUAACCAAAACCAGCUUCACCAACUGCGCGCACAGAUCAUGGCCUAUAAGAUGCUGGCACGCGGGCAAGCUCUACCUGACCACCUCCAGGUGGCCGUGCAGGGAAAACGGCCCAUGCCAGGCAUGCAGCCGGGGAUGCCCAACAUGCCCCCUGCCUCAGGACCACCUGGAGCCGGACCACCUGGACCAGGAGGCCCUGGACCGGGGGGACCCAACUACAACAGACCACAAGGAAUGGCCGGACCAAACAUGCCUCUUCCAGGACCUUCUGGUGUUCCUCCAGGCAUGCAGGGACAACCCACUAAUGGACCACCUAAAUCCUGGCCUGAAGGGCCAAUGGUGAAUGCUGCUGCCCCUGCAAGUGCCCCACAGAAGCUGAUACCUCCUCAGCCCACGGGCCGCCCGUCUCCAGCACCACCUUCGGUUCCUCCCGCCGCUUCACCUGUCAUGCCCCCUCAGACCCAGUCUCCAGGACAGCCAACCCAGCCGCCCAUGGUGCUUCAUCAGAAACAGAACCGCAUCACACCCAUCCAGAAACCCCGGGGUCUGGACCCAGUGGAGGUCCUCCAGGAGAGAGAGUACAGGUUACAGGCUCGUAUUGCUCAUCGUAUUCAGGAGCUGGAGAACCUUCCAGGUUCUCUGGCUGGAGACUUGAGGACCAAAGCCAACAUCGAGCUCAAGGCACUUAGGCUCCUGAACUUUCAGAGACAGCUCCGCCAGGAGGUCGUAGUGUGUAUGAGGCGUGACACAGCCCUGGAGACAGCGCUGAACGGCAAGGCCUACAAGCGCAGCAAGAGACAGUCCCUGCGUGAGGCUCGCAUCACAGAGAAACUGGAGAAACAGCAGAAGAUCGAGCAGGAGCGCAAGCGCCGUCAGAAACAUCAGGAGUAUCUCAACAGCAUCCUUCAGCAUGCAAAGGACUUCAAGGAAUAUCACCGCUCCAUCACGGCGAAGAUCCAGAAGGUGACCAAAGCCGUAGCAACGUACCACGCCAACACUGAGAGAGAGCAGAAGAAGGAGAAUGAGCGUAUCGAGAAGGAGAGAAUGAGAAGGCUGAUGGCUGAAGAUGAAGAGGGCUACAGGAAGCUGAUCGAUCAGAAGAAGGACAAACGUCUGGCUUACUUGCUACAGCAGACGGACGAGUAUGUGGCCAACCUCACAGAGCUGGUCAGAGCUCACAAAGCUGUCCAGGCCCUCAAAGACAAGAAGAAGAAGAAGAAAAAGAAGAAGCCGGAGAACGUUGAGGGUGGAGCUCCUGCUUUGGGUCCAGAUGGAGAGCCGCUGGAUGAGACCAGUCAAAUGAGUGACCUCCCGGUGAAGGUGAUUCACGUGGACAGUGGGAAGAUCCUCACUGGGAUGGACGCUCCUAGAGCUGGCCAACUGGAUACCUGGCUGGAGAUGAAUCCUGGGUACGCGGUGGCCCCGCGAUCUGAUAGCGAAGACAGCGGCUCGGAGGAGGAAGAGGAGGAGGAGGAGGAGGAACAGCCUCAGUCGUCUCAGGCCCCAACAGAGGAGAAGAAGAUCAUUACAGAUCCAGACAGUGAGGAUGUGUCCGAGGUGGACGCCCGUCACAUCAUUGAGCAUGCCAAGCAGGAUGUGGACGAUGAAUACGGUAAUGCAGCAUUCGUGAGAGGACUGCAGUCGUACUACGCUGUGGCUCACCAAGUCACAGAGAAAGUGGACAGACAGUCAAGCCUGCUAAUAAAUGGACAGCUCAAACAGUACCAGAUCAAAGGUCUGGAGUGGCUGGUGUCUCUGUAUAAUAAUAACCUAAAUGGCAUUCUGGCUGAUGAAAUGGGUUUAGGAAAAACCAUCCAGACCAUUGCACUCAUCACCUACCUCAUGGAGUACAAACGCCUCAACGGACCCUUCCUCAUCAUCGUCCCCCUCUCGACUCUGUCGAACUGGGUGUAUGAGUUUGAUAAGUGGGCUCCAUCUGUGGUGAAAGUUUCGUAUAAGGGCUCUCCCGCUGCUCGCCGUGCUUUUCUUCCUAUCUUGCGCAGCGGCAAGUUCAACGUGCUGGUCACCACUUAUGAGUACAUCAUCAAAGACAAGCAAGUGCUGGCCAAGAUCCGCUGGAAGUACAUGAUAGUGGACGAAGGCCACCGUAUGAAGAAUCACCACUGCAAACUGACUCAGGUGUUGAACACACACUACCUGGCGCCCCGGCGUCUGCUGCUCACCGGCACGCCGCUGCAGAACAAGCUCCCCGAACUGUGGGCGCUGCUCAACUUCUUGCUGCCCACCAUCUUCAAGAGCUGCAGCACCUUCGAGCAGUGGUUCAAUGCUCCGUUCGCCAUGACCGGAGAGAAGGUGGACCUGAACGAAGAAGAGACCAUUCUGAUCAUCCGUCGUCUGCACAAAGUGCUCCGGCCCUUCCUGCUCAGGAGACUCAAGAAAGAAGUGGAGGCCCAACUGCCCGAGAAGGUGGAAUAUGUGAUCAAGUGCGACAUGUCGGCUCUACAGAGAGUGCUGUACAGACACAUGCAGGCUAAAGGAGUGCUGCUCACCGAUGGCUCGGAGAAAGACAAGAAGGGUAAAGGCGGCACCAAGACUCUGAUGAACACUAUUAUGCAGCUGAGGAAGAUUUGCAAUCACCCUUACAUGUUCCAGCAAAUUGAGGAAUCUUUCUCUGAGCACUUGGGCUUCACCGGAGGCAUUGUUCAGGGACCUGAUUUGUACCGUGCCUCUGGUAAGUUUGAACUGCUGGACCGUAUCCUGCCGAAGCUCCGUGCCACCAACCACAAAGUGCUUCUCUUCUGUCAGAUGACCACGCUCAUGACCAUCAUGGAGGACUACUUCGCCUACCGUAACUUCAAAUACCUCCGCUUGGACGGAACCACUAAGGCUGAGGAUCGUGGCAUGCUGCUGAAGAACUUUAAUGAUCCGUCCUUUCAGUACUUUAUCUUCUUGCUGAGUACCAGAGCAGGAGGUCUGGGGUUGAACCUGCAGUCCGCUGACACUGUCAUCAUCUUUGACAGCGACUGGAACCCUCACCAGGAUCUGCAGGCCCAGGAUCGCGCCCAUCGUAUCGGGCAGCAGAACGAGGUGCGUGUGCUGCGUCUGUGCACCGUGAACAGCGUGGAGGAGAAGAUCCUGGCCGCUGCCAAAUACAAGCUGAACGUGGACCAGAAGGUCAUCCAGGCCGGUAUGUUCGACCAGAAGUCGUCCAGCCACGAGCGCAGGGCUUUCCUGCAGGCCAUCCUGGAGCACGAAGAGCAGGAUGAGGAGGAAGAUGAAGUGCCAGAUGACGAGACUGUUAACCAGAUGAUCGCUAGAAGCGAGGAAGAGUUCGAUCACUUCAUGCGCAUGGAUCUCGACCGCCGUCGCGAAGAGGCACGCAACCCGAAACGCAAACCCCGGCUGAUGGAGGAGGAUGAGCUGCCCACCUGGAUCAUGAAGGACGACGCCGAGGUGGAAAGGCUCACCUGCGAAGAAGAAGAGGAGAAGAUGUUCGGCCGUGGCUCCCGUCAAAGAAAAGAAGUGGACUACAGCGACUCUCUCACAGAGAAACAGUGGCUGAAGGUGAAUGAGGAAUCACAUCUGCACUAUCGAACCUUUGCUUAUAUGAAGGAAGGUGUAUUGACGUACUUUACUGCUUCUCAGGCCAUCGAAGAAGGCACCCUUGAUGAGAUUGAAGAAGAGGUGCGCUACAAGAAAACGACCCGGAAGAGGAGGCGCGACCGUGACCUCGACCUUCCAGGCCCGGCCACGCCCAGCUCCAGUGGGCGGAGCAGAGAUAAAGAUGACGACAGUAAGAAACAGAAGAAACGAGGUCGUCCUCCUGCUGAGAAGCUCUCUCCCAAUCCUCCCUCACUCACCAAGAAGAUGAAGAAGAUUGUGGACGCAGUCAUCAAAUACAAGGAUGGCAAUGGAAGACAGCUGAGUGAGGUGUUUGUUCAACUGCCGUCACGUAAAGAGCUGCCAGAAUAUUACGAACUCAUUCGCAAGCCUGUGGACUUCAGGAAGAUCAAGGAACGCAUUAAGAGUCAUAAGUACCGCACUCUGAAUGACCUGGAGAAAGACGUCAUGCUGCUCUGUCAGAACGCUCAGACCUUCAACCUGGAGGGAUCACUGAUCUACGAGGACUCGAUCGUGCUGCAGUCCGUGUUCACCAGCGUGCGGCAGAAGAUCGAGAAAGAGGAAGAGAGUGAGGGAGAAGAGAGCGAGGAGGAAGAGGACGAGGCAGAUGAAGGAUCGGAGUCUGAAUCUCGUUCAGUGAAGGUGAAGAUAAAGCUGAGCCGAAAGGAAAAGGUGGAGAGAGGCAAGGGAAGACGGCGAACCGGACGCAGUUGGCGCCCUAAACCUGUCAUUAGUGAUGAAGAAAGUGAGGAGGACCAGGAAGAGGAGCGUUCGGCUAGUGGCAGCGAGGAAGAUUAAACAUUCUUCAGGACCAAUCAUUUCUGCUGAAGAUACGUCAUUUGACCAAGAGAUCCGACAGAUGCCCUGUUCAUGAAGGGCCUAGUUUUACCCUAGAACAGAACAUUUUUAGACCGAGAGGACAUGUUUACGAAAAUGAUUAAAUGAGAAAAUCACACUAUAAAAUGCAGAAGAAAGUCCUUCCAUUUGCAUAUUUAAGCAGAUGAUCUUCUUUUAUGUAUAGCAAGACAGUUUAAGGAUUGAGCAUUUUGUUUCUUUCCAUGUUUGUUUUUUUUUUUAUGAUUUAUUUUCAAGGACGUGACAUAAGAUGAACAGAUAUCUGACAGACUGACUCACAGUGGACCAGUAAGAGCGGAUCAUGCUUCAAUGUCCUCUUAUUGUUUUUAGCCGUGUGAACGUCACCCCUUCAACCCCCCGCCCCCCAACACCACAGAAUGCAUGUUGUUUGUGGAAAACGCAGCCAGUUAUUUCUCUUUCCGUUUUUCUCUCAGUUUAAAUUAAGAUUGCAAAGAGGAUUAAGGUACUUCCUUCUUAUAUACUUGGGAGAAAUGGGGGAGACUAGGGUGUAGGAUUCUGUACUGUGUCAGUGUCACUGGAUUUCCAAAAUGCACAAUAAAGGCAUCUCUGAAAGA
Molecule: messenger RNA, 5588 nt
Organism: Carassius auratus (goldfish)
Lineage: Eukaryota; Metazoa; Chordata; Actinopteri; Cypriniformes; Cyprinidae
Product: transcription activator BRG1-like
Biological process (GO): regulation of DNA-templated transcription
Cellular component (GO): nucleus
Molecular function (GO): ATP binding; histone binding
Source: RefSeq, a predicted model, not a curated record